Messenger RNA from Microtus oregoni (creeping vole), 1879 nucleotides. Its product is annotated as 7-alpha-hydroxycholest-4-en-3-one 12-alpha-hydroxylase. Gene Ontology annotation, molecular function: iron ion binding; sterol 12-alpha-hydroxylase activity; heme binding. The transcript is spliced from 2 exons. The coding region runs from base 84 to 1727 and encodes 547 amino acids. NCBI's taxonomy places the organism in Eukaryota, Metazoa, Chordata, Mammalia, Rodentia, Cricetidae. The record is from RefSeq and is a predicted model, not a curated record.
CCACAUAAAGCAAUUCCAGCGCCGGAGAGCUGACAAGUGUUGCGCUGACGAGACUGAGUGCAGAACUCAGCUGGAGUCUGGCCAUGAUGCUGUGCAGUCCGCUUCUUGGAGCCCUGUUCACCAUCGUUGUGGGCUGCCUGUGUCUGCUCAAGCUGCUCAGGCACCGCGGGCCCCGGGAGCCACCUCUGGACAAAGGUCUCGUGCCCUGGCUGGGCCACGCCAUAGCUUUCCGGAAGAAUAUGUAUGAAUUCUUGAAGAGAAUGCGGGCCAAGCACGGAGAUGUGUUCACGGUACAGCUCGGAGGCCAGUACAUCACCUUUGUCAUGGACCCCCUGUCCUUUGGCCCCAUCAUUAAGGACACACAGAGAGCACUAGACUUCAGAGAGUUUGCACAGGAACUGGUGUUGAAGGUGUUUGGGUACCGGCCCAUGGAUGGGGACCACCGGAUGAUACACUCAGCCAGUACUAAGCAUCUGAUGGGACAAGGCUUGGAGGACCUCAACAAGGCCAUGCUGGACUAUCUGUCCUUGGUGAUGCUAGGGCCCAAAGGCCUGAGUCUGGAUGCCAGCUCCUGGCACGAAGAUGGCCUUUUUCGCUUCUGCUAUAGCAUCCUGUUCAAGGCUGGCUUCCUGAGCUUGUUUGGCUGCACAAAGGACAAGGCGCAGGAUCUGCUUGAGUCUGAGGAGCUGUUCACCAAGUUCCGCAGGUUUGACUUGCUUUUCCCCAGGUUUGUCUACUCCCUGCUGGGGCCCCGGGAGUGGGUAGAAGUGGGCCAACUCCAGCGUCUUUUCCACAAGAGACUCUCUGUGGAACAAAACCUGGAGAAAGACGGAAUAAGUAACUGGUUAGGCUGCAUGCUUCAGUUUUUGAGGGAGCAGGGAAUAGAUUCAUCCAUGCAGGACAAAUUCAACUUCAUGAUGCUCUGGGCCUCCCAGGGGAACACGGGGCCAACCUGUUUCUGGGCCCUCAUGUUCUUGUUGAAGCAUCAGGACGCCAUGAAGGCCGUACAAGAGGAAGCCACCCAGGUCCUGGGUGAGGGCAGGUUGGAAGGCAGAAAGUCCUUUGCCUUUACACUGAGUUCCCUGAAUCACACGCCAGUGCUAGACAGUGUGAUGCAGGAGACCCUGCGGCUGGGCGCUUCCCCCACUCUCCUUAGGAUGGUGCAGAAGGAUUGUGUCCUAAAGAUGGACAGUGGGCAAGAGUACCAGAUCCGCCGUGGAGAUAAGGUGGCUCUCUUCCCCUACCUCUCUGUGCACAUGGACCCCGACAUCCACCCCGAGCCCACAGUCUUCAAGUACAAUCGCUUCCUCAACCCUGAUGGCACCCGGAAAGUGGACUUCUACAAGUCAGGCAAGAAGAUCCACCAUUACAACAUGCCGUGGGGCUCAGGCGUCUCCAUCUGCCCUGGCAGGUUCUUUGCCCUCAGCGAGAUGAAGAUCUUUGUCCUACUAAUGGUUAUGUACUUUGACUUUGAGCUGGUGGACCCCGACGAGCCUGUGCCCCCUCUACACCCGAGGCGCUGGGGCUUCGGCACCUCACAGCCCAGCUAUGAGGUGCGAUUCCGCUACCGCCUGAAACCCAUGCACGCAACGUCUCAUAGGUUGUCACGCUCCGUGAAAGAUGCUGUCUCCCCGGAGGAUUUCGCCAGACCCUACUCUCAGGAGGAGCACCCACGAACACCUCAAUUUCAACCUGCAGCGGGUGUCUCAUCCUGGCGGACAAACUGAGCUUGCGUGAGUCAAGCAGCGUCUGGAGAAUGCUGCCUCAAACCCGCCUGCCCGCUCCAUUCAGUGCCCGUACUCUGCACCCUGGAGGUGUUUUCGAUGGCGUCGAGCCAUGUGUGUGAUUAUUCCUAAUAAACCGGCUAAGAGAAAGCAAA